Molecule: messenger RNA, 2406 nt
Organism: Homalodisca vitripennis (glassy-winged sharpshooter)
Lineage: Eukaryota; Metazoa; Arthropoda; Insecta; Hemiptera; Cicadellidae
Product: phenoloxidase-activating factor 2-like
Exons: 7
Coding region: 250-1296 (348 amino acids)
Biological process (GO): proteolysis
Molecular function (GO): serine-type endopeptidase activity
Source: RefSeq, a predicted model, not a curated record
GGUUGGGUCAGAGUUCCUGUUACAAAGGUUAUCUGAGAAUUAAUGAUUGACUUUUCAGAAAUUCUGUUCUCAGUAGAAGCUAAACUUGAUAUUGUUUUCAGUUCACGCAAGUUCUCUGUGGCUUACUCAAUCAAUGAAAGCGGGUGAACUAUUGAGAGUGAUCCGUUUCAUACGAAUGUCACAAGUGUAAAUUGGUCUCUGCCUUCCAUUUGAGACAAUCAUUCACUUACUGACGACACGCCCUCGGCUAUGACAGGUACCGGCAGCAAGAUGUGGUUGGCGAGCGCUGCUGUGCUGAUGUCAGCUAUCGGCCUCUCGCUCGCCCAGACCAGCGGCACCAGCAACUGUAUGUGUAUCCCGUUCUUCUACUGCAACAACACGAUAGUUGAUAAUGGUGAGUGCGAGAACUACCACGAGGUCUGCUGUGGCGAUGAUCCGAAGCCUUCAGGAGGUGGUAUCUGUGGAGUUAGAGGCAAGAGAGGGGACGCGACCGGGAGAGCCGAAGUUGAUUGGAAGCUCUUCGAUAGUUUUGAGGAAACUAUGACUACUUUUGGCGAGUUUCCGUGGAUGGUAGCAAUAUUGAAGGUGGGACCGUCUGGAUCACAGGAGUUUCUGUGUGGUGGAUCCAUCAUUUAUCCCAACAUCAUAUUGACCACGGCUCAUACUAUAAGUGGACUUUCUGCCAUCGAACUAAGAGUCAAGGCAGGAGUGUGGAACACCACCAAUAUCCUGGAGUCCGACAAACACCAGGACCGAACUGUCUCGGCUACUGUGCUGCACUCUGGCUUUGACAAGUCCAAGGUACAAAACGACGUGGCACUAUUGGUGUUGAAUGAUCCACUAGAUAUAACGGACAAUGUUGCUCCAAUCUGCCUGCCUUCCAGGGAUACCAUCUACAACAGUACCAACUGUAUAGCUACAGGCUGGGGCGUUGGUGGCUUCGGUAACAAAGGAAUUGGAAGUGUUCUGAGGAUGGUGCACCUGCCUCUGGUGGACUCUAACAAAUGCCAGGAGGAGUUUAGGAAGGUGCCAAAAUUGGGGCCAAAUUUUAACCUUCACAGCAGCUUCAUCUGUGCUGGGAGGGAUCUUGCAGACACUUGCACGGGAGACGGGGGCGGCCCACUGGUGUGUCCGCUGCUGGACGACUCAGGAAAGUACGUGCAGAUCGGCAUCACCUCGUGGGGAAUCGGCUGCGGAGAUCGGCCCAGCGCCUACUCAUCUGUAAUUGCGGCUCGUGAAUGGAUAGAUACCAUGAGUGAUGCUUUUCCUGCCUCUUCCCCACGCCAGUCUCAGUAGAUAUAGACGAUUUAAUUAUAUCCCUAUGCGGAGAAAUUAAUGUCAUUGCUGUAAAACUUUUUAGUCAAACACUACAUUACAUUCACCCCCAAUCGAAUACCCAUAAUAGUGUCUGCCUGUAAGGUUUAGUGGUUGAGUAUGAUUCUUAUUUAUUUUUUCUAACUUAUUACCACCGAAUGCACUAUUGUGAAAAAUAGAAAAGGCGAAUAUGAAUUUGUUAUUAUGGUUCGUAAUCGUCUUAGAUAACUGUAGACCUGUCCUAAAUGAAAGCAGACAAAACAUUUUCCGAUCUGUCCAAAGAAAAAGCAGUGUGUAAUCUGAAUUCAUUAACAAACGGCUAACUGUGUGAACACAGAAAACACGAUUUCUGGAAUAGAAUCAUACAAAAACAUAAAAAUAAAGAUAUCAAUACCUACAUCAUUACUAUACUGUUAAAAACUAUUUUGAUGACAGAAAAAUGUACUAUGAUUUUCCUGUAUUAACAAUAAAUUACAGUUUUCCUAUGUGUUAUGUAAUUUGCUGAUUCCUUAAAACUAUUAAACUUUGCUUACUCGGCAUACCAAUAAUAUAAGCAGACCUAUGUUUAUAUAAAAAGUACAGUUAUUACUUCCUAUAAUGUGUUUAAUCUUGAAAUAUCGUUUUAAAAUCAAUUGACUAUGAUAGUGACAUUAAUUUCCCAGAAUGUGACACUUACAUCACACAUUCAGACGUGUUAGCCACAGUAUUAGCCGAUAAGGGUACCAAUAUCCUAUGACAAUAGCGUUACAGUACUGCAACUCUAAAGAAAUACAUUUUAUUUGUAAUCAUCCAGUAGCUGACCUGGAGUGUAUUCCAAGAAACGUAUAAUAUAAAUUGUCUACAAUUUAAAUAAAAUAACUUAGUACAUAAUAAAUAAUAAAGUAAAUAUUAUUUACUUUCUUCAUACAAUACAAAAACCACAUACUUGAAAAAAUAUUAAUAAAUAAUAUUUUGUUAUUUUUCAAGAACCAGAAAAUUAUUUAAGAGUAUCCUGUAUUUAUACUUACAACAAAAUUCUCAAAGAAUGUGAAUACAAGCUAUAUUUAAUUGAAAUUAAUAAUAAAUUUUAAUAAAUACUUCUUGAAAUAUGAA